AUGGGAGGCCGACGUCACCCUGCACAGCGGAGGAGUGGAUGGCCUCUCUCUCUGUCUGUAAUAAAAAUACAUGAAGUGAAUUGAGGAAAAGGAGAAGAUUGGCCGACGGCGGGGGGGAAGCAACAACACUCCGUUUCAUUCCUUUCUUCACACCACGCGACUCAACAGUGGAAGUAGGACGCCUUUCUUUUUUUUACGCACGCGUGGAUGAAUUUUCGCUGCUGCGCCGGGGACUCAGGCUGAAAUGCUGUGUUAUGUGUGGCUUUCUUGGCUUUUUUUUUCUCCCCUCAGCAGACAGAGAGAGAGAGAGAGAUAACUGUACUGUAUUCCAGACUAGCGGAUUGGAGUGAAAGUCCGCCAUAUUCUUGCCUUACCACGCCCGGGGAGUGGAGCCAUUGGAAAAUAAACGGAGAGCUUUUAUUUACAUGUGUUUCCCAAAUGUCUUCCUCAUCCACGGACGAUAACUUGAACUCGAGUGGAAUUUGCUUGAUUGAAAAACAGCAACAUUGAAGACUUUAAAGAGAGAGGCACGGAUGGCAAAUGCUUCAUAGUUAAGGAGAUCACCCAGAGCUGCACGGAGGAUGUGUCUUUAAAGGAUCUGUUGAUCAUAUUGAGAAGGAAAAGCAGAUUACACCAAUUAAGAUUGCACUGAUAUUCAUCUCAAAACCGCUUUGGACACUUGUUUUCGAGCUGUCAGGAGACACAGACAGCCAACCGAAACGGGGGAAGGGGGGUAGCCUAAAUAAUAAUUUGUCAAAAAUCUAAUUUCUUUCAGCACAAUCUGUGCUCUGUACAGACUCAUUAUAAGGGGCGUCCACGCGUAAUUUCCCCACUAGGCCUGUAUGAGGAUUUGUCAUUCACACCCCUCGGUUGUUGUUUUUAAACUGAUUUGACAUCUGAAUGAAUCAGUAAGAGGAAAAGGCGUGUUCUCCCCUUUCACAUAUAGUAAACAAAAACUCAGAAAAUGACCCUGGAAUCCAUUAUGGCGUGUUGCCUCAGCGAGGAGGCGAAAGAAGCCAGGCGGAUCAACGACGAGAUCGAGAGGCAGCUCCGCCGGGACAAGAGGGACGCACGCCGGGAGCUGAAACUGUUGCUUCUCGGCACUGGAGAAAGUGGGAAGAGCACAUUCAUCAAACAGAUGAGGAUUAUUCACGGCACCGGGUACUCCGACGAGGACAAAAGAGGAUUCACUAAACUGGUCUAUCAGAACAUCUUCACAGCCAUGCAGUCGAUGAUCCGAGCCAUGGAGACGCUCAGGAUCCCCUACAAAUAUGAGCACAACAAGGGCAACGCCAACAUUGUGAGGGAGGUGGACGUAGAAAAAGUCAACAUGCUCGACAACCCUUAUGUAGACGCAAUCAAGAGUUUAUGGAACGACCCGGGCAUCCAGGAGUCCUACGACCGACGGAGGGAAUACCAACUGUCAGACUCCACCAAAUACUAUCUGAACGCAUUGGACCGGAUCGCAAAGCCAGGGUACCUCCCCACCCAGCAGGACGUGCUGAGGGUCCGAGUCCCCACGACGGGCAUCAUCGAGUACCCGUUUGACCUGCAGAGUGUCAUCUUCAGGAUGGUGGACGUCGGAGGUCAGAGGUCAGAGAGGAGGAAGUGGAUCCACUGCUUUGAGAACGUCACGUCCAUCAUGUUCCUGGUGGCGCUCAGCGAGUACGACCAAGUGCUGGUGGAAUCAGACAACGAGAACCGGAUGGAGGAGAGUAAAGCUCUGUUUAGGACAAUAAUCACGUACCCCUGGUUCCAAAACUCCUCCGUCAUUCUGUUCCUCAACAAGAAGGACCUGCUGGAGGAGAAGAUCAUGUACUCUCAUCUGGUCGACUACUUUCCAGAGUACGAUGGUCCUCAGAGGGAUGCUCAGGCGGGACGAGAGUUUAUCCUCAAGAUGUUUGUGGACCUGAAUCCCGACAGCGAUAAGAUCAUCUACUCUCACUUCACCUGCGCCACCGACACGGAGAACAUUCGCUUCGUCUUUGCCGCCGUCAAAGACACCAUCCUGCAGCUCAACUUAAAGGAGUACAACCUGGUGUAGAGCGGAGCCACACACACUGACUGACACUAUCUGUGAAGAGAAAGAACACACACACACACACACUCAUAUGAGAUCAAAUCAGAGA
Messenger RNA from Labrus bergylta (ballan wrasse), 2129 nucleotides. RefSeq names its product guanine nucleotide-binding protein G(q) subunit alpha. Gene Ontology annotation, molecular function: G-protein beta/gamma-subunit complex binding; GTPase activity; guanyl nucleotide binding. NCBI's taxonomy places the organism in Eukaryota, Metazoa, Chordata, Actinopteri, Labriformes, Labridae. Gene Ontology annotation, biological process: adenylate cyclase-modulating G protein-coupled receptor signaling pathway; phospholipase C-activating dopamine receptor signaling pathway; action potential. Gene Ontology annotation, cellular component: heterotrimeric G-protein complex. The record is from RefSeq and is a predicted model, not a curated record.